This is a messenger RNA of Westerdykella ornata, 3597 nucleotides long. RefSeq lists its product as uncharacterized. The transcript has 3 exons. Gene Ontology annotation, molecular function: alpha-mannosidase activity; carbohydrate binding. Gene Ontology annotation, biological process: oligosaccharide catabolic process; mannose metabolic process. The record is from RefSeq and is a predicted model, not a curated record. NCBI's taxonomy places the organism in Eukaryota, Fungi, Ascomycota, Dothideomycetes, Pleosporales, Sporormiaceae. The coding region runs from base 56 to 3427 and encodes 1123 amino acids. Gene Ontology annotation, cellular component: fungal-type vacuole membrane.
CCACUCUCCAUACUUUAACUCGCUCCCGUCCUCUAAAACUUCAUUGACAGCAGUUAUGGGCGGAGAAACUCACCGCAGGAUGCCUCUUUCAAAAGAAGAGUACCCGCUCCUGGCUGAGCGGCCUGUAGGCAAACAAAUCCAAAGCAUCUACCAGUCACGCCUGCGACAGUUUACAGACAACGGGCAAUACUAUGCACAGGGACUUCUGCCCAAGAUCAAUCCCGACCGUGCCUCUGGUGAGGACCAUGUAAAGCUAUCCGUCUACUCCCCUCCAGAUUUAUCCCGUCCCACCUUCAAAGAGGCCAUCUCGAAUUCUUUCAAACCCGCAAAAGUUGGAGAGUCUUUCGGACCCAGUUGGUCGACACACUGGUUCAAGGUCCAGCUUCGUGUGCCUGAAAGAUUGUUGAAAUACGACCACCUCGAGUUCGUCUGGGAUGCCAAUAAUGAGGGGCUAAUAUGGACUGAGGAUGGGGACGUCGUGCAUGGGCUGACAGGAGGCGGAGAAAGGACCGAGUGGAUCUUACCAAAGGAAUACAAAGAUGGCAGGGAGCACACGUUUUAUGUGGAGAUGGCAUGUAAUGGCAUGUUUGGUAAUGCCCCCGGAGGAGAUAGUAUCCAGCCGCCAAGCCCUAACCGGUAUUACCAACUGCACACUGCUGAGAUAAGGGCCGUCAAUCCAGAGGCGAGAGCUCUAUACUUCGACUUCUGGGAGAUUGGAGAUGCCGCUCGCGAGUUCCCUCAGGAAUCGGCACAGGCGCACCAGGCACAGCAGGUUGCAAAUCGCAUCAUGGACGCUUUCAUUGCGGGCAAUGGAAGCAAUGAGGCCAUCCGUGAAUGUCGAAAGAUCGCAAGAGAGUACCUUGGGAACAAUGUCGACUCACAUAAGAUCUACGACGGUGGGAAGGAGGCCGUUGUAACGGGAAUCGGCUACUGUCACAUUGAUACGUGCUGGCUCUGGCCAUUUGCGGAGACGAAGCGGAAGGUUGCACGGUCCUGGUCCAACCAAAUCGACCUCAUUGAUCGUUAUCCAGAGUUGCGGUUCUGCUGCUCCCAGGCACAACAGUAUAAGUGGCUUGAGCAAAACUACCCGAGCCUAUUUGACCGAGUCAAGAGGAAGGUCAAGGAGGGCACGUUCCAGCCAAUCGGCGGCAGCUGGGUUGAGCACGAUACAAACCUUCCUAGUGGAGAGUCACUGGUUCGACAAUUCGUUUAUGGCCAACGCUACUUCGAAAGUAGGUUUGGUCAGAGAUGCAAAACAUUCUGGCUUCCAGACACGUUCGGCUACUCAACACAGCUACCGCAAGUCUGCCGGCUGGCGGGAAUGACAAGAUUCCUAACGCAGAAGCUGAGUUGGAACAACAUUAAUAACUUUCCACAUACGACAUUCAACUGGGUGGCAUUAGACAACAGCCAGGUAGUAUGCCACAUGCCUCCAGCGGAGACAUAUACCGCAGAGGCGAAUUUCGGAGAUGUUAAAAGGUGUAUAUCCCAGCACAAGUCUCUAGACCAGGACGCUACCUCGCUGUUAGUCUUCGGAAAAGGUGACGGUGGUGGCGGACCGACCUAUCAGCACAUAGAAAAACUCAGGAGGUGUCGCGGUAUAAGUGAUCAAGUUGGACUUCUGCCCCGCAUCAAACUUGGCGACUCGGCAGACGAUUUCUUUGAUCGUCUGGAGAAAAGAGUAGAAGACGGCCUCGAACUUGUGACUUGGUAUGGCGAACUAUACUUCGAAUUGCAUCGCGGAACGUAUACUACGCAAGCAAACAACAAGCGCAACAACAGGAAGGCCGAGAUUAUGCUGCGGGAUAUUGAGUAUCUGGCUACCCUAGCCACCAUCAAGAAUAACUUUGGGAAGAGAAGCUCAUACAAGUAUCCAAAGAAGGACAUCGACGAUAUGUGGGAGAACGUCUUGCUUUGCCAAUUCCACGACUGCCUACCUGGCAGCUCCAUUGAGAUGUGCUAUGAUGAUUCGGACCAGAUAUAUGCCCAGGUUUUCAACACAGGAGAGGCGCUCCUGUCAGAAGCGCUCGCUGAGCUGGGCUUUGAUAAGUGCCCAAAGGCUGGGCAAAAGAUUGUUGCGCUGAACACACUUCCCUGGCCACGAACCGAGCUCGUCAAACUUCCCUCAGUCGCCGAUUCGGCACCAGGUUUGCGUCCUGCCGUCUACGGGCUGGCGCACUGCAACAGCAGCGGCAUCAUGGACCUCAGGCCGCUCACAUCGCCAUACUCAACACUAACGGCCCGCAUUACGGAGCUUGAGAAUGGUGGCUAUGAGAUGCGCAAUAUUCAAUACGUCGUUCAGAUCGUCAAUGGCGCCAUCACAUCCCUCUAUGAUAUCGACCACCGGCGCGAACUCAUCCCCCAGGGUGCGAAGGCCGCUCAGCUCGUCCUCUUCGACGACAAACCCCUCUACUGGCAAGCCUGGGACGUCGAGGUCUACCAUCUACGCUCGCGCACUGAGCUCCUUCCACAGAAAGUCAGCAUAACAGAAGAUACACCGUACCGCGUGUCCGUCACCAUUGAAACCAAGAUCUCCGACGUAUCCCACGCCACUACCACUAUCAGUCUCCCCGCCGUCGUCGCCGACAGGCCAUCCGCCAUCGAGAUCACCACCGAGGUGGAAUGGCAGGAAACGAUGAAGUUCCUGAAGGUUGAGUUCCCCGUUGACAUUGUCAACACCGAAGCCAGCUACGAGACGCAAUUCGGCGUCGUGCGUAGACCCACACACUACAACACUUCUUGGGACAUGGCCAAGUUCGAAGUGUGCUGCCACAAGUGGGCCGACCUGUCCGAAGCAACGUACGGCGUGAGUAUCCUGAAUGACUCAAAGUACGGAUUCGCGGUGGCAGGGAACACGAUGAGACUUUCGUUGUUGAGAGCUCCCAAGGCCCCGGACGCACAUGCGGAUAUGGGAACCCACAGUAUGCGGUAUGCGAUAUUUCCGCACAAGGGCUCGCUGGACGAGAAGACGGUGUACAAGGCCUUUGAGUUCAACAAUCCCAUUAAGCUGGUUGGUGUGGCAGAUGCGACGGGUGUCUCAGCGACCCCUGCGUCUCUUAUUACAAGCGUGAAUUCGCAGCUCUCGACGCACGACCUGCUCUCCUCGUUCCGCAUUCUGCACGCCCCAAACCUUAUACUGGAUACGGUCAAGCGCGCCGAAGACGAUGAGGACGUCUCCCGUGGGGAGUUCCCGCUCAAGCGUGGGAGGUCCGUCAUUGUGCGCUUGUACGAUGCGCUGGGAGGGAAGUCCAGGGGAGUAUUGUCGUGGGGUAAGUUGCAUGUGAAGAGAGUGAGUAGGGUGAAUGUGUUGGAGGAUGAGUUGGAAGAUUUGACCGUCAAUAUGAGGGAGGCUGUGGACGGCGGAAAGGGAGUGGAGAUUGAGGUUCGGGCGUUCGAGGUACUGACGAUGAAGUUGGAGUUGGAGUGAACAGGGAGUAUCUGGUGGAGACGGGUCAGUAAUUGGAGGUGAGCGCACUUGCGCGCGGCGGGGGAAGUGCAUUCGUAGCGUUUCUUGUAUCGUCGGAGGACUCAUGAGGAUAUACGUGAGCAUAGGAUUAUCACGGAGUGAAUACCAAUCCCAACCGGAAUUGUAAACGG